UGUUUCCUUUUUUUCUUAUUCUUUUAAAGUUUUAUUUUCACUUUUUUAGUUGUGUUUUCAAUUCAACCUGUCAUCUUCAAAGUUGCUGAUAGUUCACACUUUAAUGCAUUUGGUGAUAUGUAAAGUGGCUCUGAAAGGCUGACAACAUCUUAAAAAUAGAAAGCAAACAUGGUUAAAGAACUAGAAGCUACCAAGGGAGGUGGAGGAUCAAUCAAGGUGGGGACUAAAGGGACAAUCAGUUCCUUGAUGACAAGAGAACUGGACUCCGUUAAACCAAUCCCGCAAACACCGGUGUCUAUUAGACACAAAUCUCAGACAAUUCUGGCAUCGGUCGCCUCUGGUUCUUCUACUCCUAAAAGACUAAAGCUGAGGAAAUCUUUGGAUGGAGCAAGUACCAAUGGCAAUGGCAGCAACAAGAGUUACAAAACCUUGUCCAAAAAUCCCCAUCAGAUUCCAAUGCUUGGUUUUGAUAAUAUUUCUUUAGAUAGAACUCCUAGCAGACAGAAAAAUGACAAAAAAGCGUGUAACAUUGUUGAAGUUGUAGACAUAAAGUGUGGGAAACAUCUCGGUAGAGCAUGGUCGAGCCCCAUAACGAAUCAACUCAAGAAGCUCGGGUUCUCUAAGCUUUCCCAGAGCUUCAUCUAGACCUGCAACUUCUUAACAUCGGAUUUCAGGUUCCGAUAACCAAA
Hibiscus syriacus is the source of this 689-nucleotide messenger RNA. RefSeq lists its product as uncharacterized. Lineage: Eukaryota; Viridiplantae; Streptophyta; Magnoliopsida; Malvales; Malvaceae. The record is from RefSeq and is a predicted model, not a curated record. Bases 169 to 645 code for a protein of 158 amino acids. The transcript has 2 exons.